AUGGCAGACACCACCUCGCUCAGCCUGGUAGCAGCCACUCUCAACGUUGCCAACAUACCUACCUUAACACCCAAGACAACUACCAUCGUGACCACCCCAACAACCACAUUAAUUAUGCAUUCUCCAACAAACCCCAUCUCUCCGACCAUUAACAUCCCAACCACCCCUGUGAUCGUCCACAAUACUCAAGGCGACUGUCUCCCCCAAGCCCCUGGCUACGGCCCCAUCCCCUCAGAAGACAACAUGCACUCCUUCUACACCUCCCCUCUUCUCCGUUCACCCGCUCUAGACGCCACCACACCCUACGGCUAUUCUCUCGCCUUCCGUGAAGCAAACGCAUCCUACAUCGGCACCGAGUACCUAGGCUUCUAUGAGCUACAAGCAUACAGUACGACCGAGUGUGUGAGUAGAUGUCUCGGCUGGGGAAUAUCUGCUACACAAGGCGAGCCAGAGCCUCGAUCCACCCUCUCGUUUCCAGAGGGAUUCGAUUUCUCAGCUACACCCACCUACACACCAACUCUACCCACGCAGGUGUGUAAUAGCUUCAACAUUUAUUUUGAGCGUUCACCUGCUAUCAACCUUGGUCCCGAGUGUAAGAACGCGGGCAGUCGCACUAUUAUCAAAUGUGCGCUUUGGGGUGAGGGGGAUAUGCACAAAGAAAGUGCGACGAAUACAGGGUAUCGAGAAUGGGAUUUCGAGGUCGUGAUUGCGGGGUCGAAUGGGUAUAGGUAUGGAUCGGAGGAGAAUGACAAUGUGAAGAAGUCCGCUGGAGAGAAAACUGUGACACUGGAUAUCGCUAUGGAGGCCGUGAGAAAGAUCAUAGUAGGUGGUGUGGUGGGAUUGAUGAUAGUCGGGGCUAUGGGAAUCUUAGAAGAUUGA
Molecule: messenger RNA, 879 nt
Organism: Alternaria atra
Lineage: Eukaryota; Fungi; Ascomycota; Dothideomycetes; Pleosporales; Pleosporaceae
Exons: 1
Coding region: 1-879 (292 amino acids)
Source: RefSeq, a predicted model, not a curated record